CGUGAUCAUAACAGAUUUGCAGAAAAUAUUUCGGAUUCGUUAUAAAAUGUAAGAAUUGUUAGUUAUACCCUGAUGCAAAUAAGAGUGUAAUGAUGUCUGGCGAAAGCAGUGGGAACAAGGAACAAAAUGACACCAAGACAACUGGACUUCGAUUCAGAGGAUCAAGUCGACUAUUUAAUAAAAGGUUCACCAACACCAGUCGUUUUGUGGUCUCGUCAAAAGUAUGGAUGAACACGAUCCCAACACGAGACUGUGAUGUUCUUGUUACAUUCCCAUCCAACACCAGCGAUCAGACAUUGUUGUGGCUGUUGUCAAGGUUACGUACCAGAACCCCAGAGCUUUCAGUCCAUGUUCGUCACCAUAGCAAUACAGGAGUGUUUGGAUAUUACCUCACUGCAACCUAUGAAAAUUUAUUGAAAGCAGCGGAAGACUUAGAAAUCCAGAAACCCCUGAAACUUCAAUAUGGCGGCGGAAACAAAGAAUUCAUAUUCGACGACCAAGAAUGUUUUGAGGGUAUCGAAGAAUCGUCCACAUUCCUUACUAGUCAAGAGAGGCAGAAUAUUGUCCAGCAUAUGUUAAAUAAUCUCCGAGCGGUGGAGGGUGAGCAGUUGGGCAAGAUACGCUUCCUGGAGGGGCAAGCGAUAGCUCCCGUUCUUCUGUCCAAGAAUAUAGUCUCUCAGGUAUUACCUCUACACAACAAUGAAACAUUGAAAAGUCUUCAAUGCAGCUGGGUAAAAGCAUUCUUCAGCAAGCAACCUUUAGAUGCAAUAUGUGAUUACUUUGGCGUAAAACUAGCACUAUAUUUUGCUUAUUUGGGACACUACACAGUAGCCUUAACAAUCCCAGCAUUCCUUGGGGUUGUCAUAUGGGUCUUCAGUGGCCUCGAUCAGACGACAGAUGACAUGAUAUUUGUUGGAUUUGCAUUGUUCAAUGCAUUAUGGGCCACGUUAUACCUUGAGCAUUGGAAAAGACGUAGCUCUGUAUUAGCAUACAAAUGGGGCACAUUAGACAAAGAAGAUGAUUUAUUAAAAGAGCCAAGGCCAUUAUUUAAGGGUGAUCUACAACGGAGUCCCGUAACAGGACGACUAGAGCCGUACUACCCAAACUGGAAACGUAACUUAUUCCGAUAUUUCAUAACCACGCCAAUCAUCUGCACAUGUCUUGGACUCGUGUUCCUCUCGAUGCUUGCCAUAUUUGAGCUCCAGGAAUGGGUGAAUGGAAAAAUUGCCCAAGGGGAAUACCCCGCUUUUCUUCGUUUCAUUCCAAAGAUCUUACUCGCUGUUUCAAUUGGAAUCCAGGAUGAUAUUUAUAAGAGGAUUGCCACUUGGUUGAAUGAUUUAGAAAACUACAGAUUAGAUGAGACAUAUGAAAAUCAUCUUGUUAUCAAACUAGUUUUGUUUCAGUUUGUCAAUUCCUUCCUGUCGCUAUUCUACAUUGGGUUCUAUCUUAGAGACAUGGACCGUCUCAAGGAGCAAUUGGCGACACUUCUUAUAACACGUCAAGUGAUCGGCAACAUCAAAGAAGCUCUUGUUCCGUACAUAUUCUACAAAUUAAAAAUCUACAAAAUCGGCUAUGACAUGACAGCGACGAUGAGUCCAGACACAUUAGAUAAACAAAUGAAAGAAAUGACCAGCUGCAGGAGGAAAAACAGUAGAAGUAACAGCUCAAGUGAGGAUAAAUGUAGUGAAAGUAAUUCCAGUGUGACUGAUACAUCUAUUGAACAUACUCCCCCUAAAGACAAGGAUAGUGAUUGUGAAGAUGAGAUUGAUGUUAAACAAAGUGGGCCACAGCUCACGCAGGCUGAAGUAGAAAGUGCAAUGAAAAAGUAUGAAGAUACAUUUGAAGACUUUAUGGAGAUGUUUAUUCAGUUUGGUUACGUCGUCCUAUUCUCAUCUGCAUUCCCAUUGGCCGCUUUGUGUGCAUUGCUCAACAACAUCAUUGAGAUUCGUAGCGACGCCUUUAAGCUUUGCAUGAACUUUCAACGUCCAUUUGGCGAGAGAGUUUCCAGUAUUGGAAUAUGGGAGGACCUGUUGGGUAUUAUGGGAGUAAUAGCAAUAGGUGUGAAUUGUUGUCUCAUUGGAAUAUCAGGCCUUGUCCCCCGUAUGGUGCCACAGCUAUCUACCACUGAAGUGCUAGUGUUCAUAGUCAUUUUAGAGCAUGUGAUAUUGGCUGUGAAGUUACUGAUUGCAUAUGCUAUACCAGACGUUCCCUACUGGGUGGCCACAGAGAAGGCAAGAUGGGAGUUCCAGCGGAGAGAGGCUCUGAAGAGGCUUGCGGCUCAGACAACCAGUCCACCCCCAUUACAGAACAAAAAUGCACCAAACUUAAUUAAAAAUAAAUCAAACGACCCAAACACGAACAAUCAUGUCUCAAAUUCUGAAGGAAGUUCUCUUGGUGGCUCAACUCCGACUUCUCCCAUCACUCCAACGUCAAAAUCAGUCAUAGUGCCUUCACCGACUAAUCCAGCUACUUCAAAACUAGCGACAUCUAGUGGUGCAAGUGGAACAUCAAAGAUGGCGCCACAUGGUACAGUUGUGACGGCAGCGAAAACUCAUGAAGGAUCACCACUCCGACCAAAUAGUUUAUCAAAAAAUGGAAGUAGCGUAUCACCCCCUAGGGUUACAAUGGGGGUACCCCCUAAGCCCCCUCCUCGGACAUCCCUAGUAAGCACCAGUCCUAAGUAAAGCAUUUUGUAACAAACUGGUGAAUUACAUCAUUGUGUCGUAAAAUGCAAAAUAAACUGAAAAAAGGAAUCAAAGAGGAAUAAACUGAAU
Molecule: messenger RNA, 2774 nt
Organism: Owenia fusiformis
Lineage: Eukaryota; Metazoa; Annelida; Polychaeta; Sabellida; Oweniidae
Source: the annotation of a GenBank genome assembly